Messenger RNA from Geodia barretti, 1860 nucleotides. Lineage: Eukaryota; Metazoa; Porifera; Demospongiae; Tetractinellida; Geodiidae. The record is from the annotation of a GenBank genome assembly.
AAGCCAGUUUGUCGCAAGAAAGAAGUAGCGAUGUCUGAGAAAAAGCGAGGCGGUGGAGGAGGAGGAGGGGGAGGGAGGGAGAGAGAUCCCGCCGAGUCGACCCUGCACGAAGUGGCGGAGGUGUACGUGUACAUUCCUCCGGAGAUCUCGGCCGCCGGGGUAGAGCUGAAACUGGCCGGAUCAGUACGAGUCGUCAAUAAGAGUGGGGAAUACCACUUAACUUGGUCGCCUUUUGAUCUAACUCAACAAGAGGUGGCGUCGCUCUACUUGGCACAGGCCGAUAGCUGGGCCAUGGUGGACCAGUUCGUUGAGCCGCCAGAACUAAUUGAGACGAGGGAACACUCAUUCCCAGACGCCCAGUACAGCAUGGGGACUCUGGAUGCCCCUGACCCCAUUCUGAUGAGUCCUACAAGGGUCCUAGAAGGUGGGAAAUCCCCCAGCACGUCAGCCAUUGAAACAGAACAAGAGGAAGAGGCUAGAGUGACAGGAAUAGGUGCUCGCUCCUCUCGUGAUGGAGAGGCACAUAUUUCGGGGAUCGUUACCCAGGGGCGAGGUGGUCCCUCCUCCUCCUCUUCUCCGGCAGGCGAGAAGGCCAAGCAGCUGCAAGACACCGUCAAUUUCCCUCUCUCCCAACUUCACUCCAUUCGGGAGACAAUCAGUCUGCUGUCACCUGGGAAACGGUCCUUAACAUUCUAUCUGAAGGAUGGAAGUGAAUUGCCGACACUCCAUUUCCAUGACGGCGGAACAAACAGUCUGUUCAUGGUGUUUCGAAGAUUUGUCUAUUUUGAGACGGAUCGCCGUGACAACCGUCUCCACGUGGUGAAGGAAUUCAACAAGAAAGCGGACCGUCCCAGACAAAAUACCACCUCUAACCCCAAGAAAGCUGCAGUGGAGGUGGGUUUACAGGGUAUUGUGACUGGGGUGUUGGGAGGAGCCAUGGGAAAUUUUAUAGGAAUAACGCGAGCUGUGAGGCAAAAAUUCAUCCCCGAUACAAGACUUCAAGAAGUCCGUCCUGGCACAGAAGAAGACGACGAAUUUGCAGAGAAGAUUCAAACGGUGGCCAUGAGCGAGGCGAUAUCGAGGGAGGGAGAGAGGAGGGACCCUGAUCCAGACAUGUCUCUCAUCACCGACUUCCAAGUCAUCACUGACAUACGAGGCAAGCUGCCUCCCCGUCCCCCUCCCCUACCUCUCCAACCUCCUCUCAGUCACACAGAGUGGGAGAGUCUCAGAGAUGGCGAGGGGAGGAUCAGUCCUCGCCAACAGACCAGAUUCAGAGCAAUAGUGUUCUCUGGAGGUAUAGAGCCGUCGGUUCGGAAGGAGGCGUGGCGUUAUCUCCUGAACUAUUUUCCGUUCAACUCGACUGAUAUUGAGAGAAUGGAGCUACAGCUGCAAAGAGAGAAGGAAUACUGGAUGAUGAAAAGCCAGUGGCAAAGCUUCACGGAAUCUCAGGAACAGAGGUUCUCCAAAUGGAGAGAGGCCAAAGUCCUCAUCAAUAAGGAUGUUCUGAGAACAGACAGGGAGGUGGACAUGUUCCGUGACAGCAAGUGCCACAGGUUGACACAGCUGGAAGACAUCCUGAGGACAUAUGUCAUGUACAACUUUGACCUUGGAUAUGUACAGGGAAUGAGUGAUCUCUUGGCUCCUCUACUGGUUGUCAUGGAGAAUGAGGUCGACACUUUCUGGUGCUUCGUUGGUUUCAUGGACAUGGUGGGUCACCAUUUCGAGGAGUCACAGACAGGUAUGAGGAACCGGCUCAAGCAGCUGCGAGCUCUUCUCAACGUGGCUGACCCUGACUUCUACUCUUUCCUCAGUGAGUGGAGGACUACUGCCACAUACAUAUAUUAUAUAGGAGAGAGAGAG